This is a messenger RNA of Maylandia zebra (zebra mbuna), 966 nucleotides long. Lineage: Eukaryota; Metazoa; Chordata; Actinopteri; Cichliformes; Cichlidae. The record is from RefSeq and is a predicted model, not a curated record.
ACUGCACUGUGUGCCGGCGCACUUUUUCCAUAGGCAUGCUUCUAGUGGUGGGCACAAGAAGAACAUGAGGGGUGUGAAAGCUCAGGGAACCCUUAACCAUUUUUUUGUCCACCAGGCCACGGCAGAAGCAGAUAUGUAAGGAAUUCGCACAUUUCCGAAAGAUGACAGCAACUCCGUCAGUGAAAGGCAAGCAGAAUGUGGUGAUCAUGGGCAAGAAGACGUGGUACUCCAUCCCAGAGAAGAACAGACCUCUGAGCAACAGAGUCAACAUUGUCCUCAGCAGGAAGUGCAAAGUGCCCCCUGCAGGAGCACACUACUUGGCGUCAGACUUCAGCUCAGCCCUCAGGCUAAUCGAAACAGAACUGGCUGAUCAGGCCGAUCAGGUCUGGGUUAUAGGGGGCAGUUCUCUCUACAAGGAGAUGAUGGGGAGCACGGGAAUGAGAAGACUGUUUGUCACUCAAAUUCUGAAGCAGUUUCAGUGCGACACAUUCUUACCUGAGAUCAGUCUGGACAAAUAUCGUCUGCUGCCAGAGUUUCCAGAUGUACCACAUGAGCUGCAGGAGGAGAAUGGGAUUCAGUACCGAUUUGAAGUCUAUGAGAGCAUCCAGGAAUGAUGAGGCAACGCAGAAAUCAAAAAAGUUGAUGUGAUUUGUAAAUGAUCACCAUUAUGUAAAUGCUGGACUUAUUGUUUGGAACAGACGGCGGAAAACAAAAACAAACCUGUGUUAAGUAGUACUGGAAUUGACCCACCACACUUCACAGGUGUGAUGGAAGUGAUGCUGGGACUAGAUCUAGUUUGAUUUGAGUUUGUUCAGUUUUGUUUCCUUCAAGUAAUGAAUGAUCUUAGAAAAGGAAGAGGUAUGUAAAGGUGUAGUCUCUGAUCUCUUUUCUCAUAUAAAUGUGUCACAGCAAAGUAAACAAAAUAAAGUGCAACUGUGGCUUCUGGAAAGUCACUUGUUUAAUUUA